Molecule: messenger RNA, 4890 nt
Organism: Closterium sp. Naga37s-1
Lineage: Eukaryota; Viridiplantae; Streptophyta; Zygnematophyceae; Desmidiales; Closteriaceae
Source: the annotation of a GenBank genome assembly
AUGGCGGAUGACCCGGACCCCGGGGAUCCCGGGGGCUGGGUGGGGGACGGCCUUGACAGCGACGUGACGGGGGCCUUCGGGGGUGAAGGGGGGGUAAGCACAGUAGCAGCUGGUGGGUCGCUCCACCUAUUGACCGGUCACAAAAGACGGGGGGGGGCUGAGAGUGCGCUCCAGAGCCCACGCACUCGCCGCCUCCACCACGAAGACCUUCUGUGCCUCUUUGGCAAACCAGCCAAGAGACAGUGUUGUGCAGCAGGCCGUUCGAUUUCAGUACUGUCAUGUAGCCAACCUCUCGAAGACCCUCCCAACACCGGGUCUGACGGCGAUUACCCCGUACCUUCGGCCAUCAUCGGAGAAAGGGGGGGAGCAACAACCGAAAAGGGUCCAGUCGAUGAGGUGGCGGUUGUGCCACGGGAGGCAUCGGAGGUAGCGAGGGCAGCUUGGGAGGAACACCGUAGGUGCUUGCAACAACAGCAUGACACUCGCAGACGCUGCCUACCUGAGAGGGCAAUGUUGCACGGCACCGGCUCGGCCGACGCCGCAAUCCCCCCGGUCGUGCCACGUCUCGCACGGCGGCAGGAGCGGAGGCGCCGGAGUGCGGCGGGGAAAGACAGGCAGCAGGAGCCACUAGUGGGGGGGCAGCGGGACCCGCAGGUGGGCGGGCAGCAGGGGGCCCGGGAGAGGAGCCGGCAGCCGCCGCAGGAGCUGCAGAGCGGAGGGCAGCAGCAGCUGCAGAGCGGAGGGCAGCAGGAGCUGCAGAGCGGAGGGCAGCAGCAGCUGCAGAGCGGAGGGCAGCAGGAGCUGCAGAGCGGAGGGCAGCAGCAGCUGCAGAGCGGAGGGCAGCGGCAGCUGCAGAGCGGAGGGCAGCAGGAGCUGCAAAGCGGAGGGCAGCAGCAGCUGCAGAGCGGAGGGCAGCAGGAGCUGCAGAGCGGAGGGCAGCAGGAGCUGCAGAGCGGAGGGCAGCAGGAGCUGCAGAGCGGAGGGCAGCAGGAGCUGCAGAGCGGAGGGCAGCAGCAGCUGCAGAGCGGAGGGCAGCGGCAGCUGCAGAGCGGAGGGCAGCAGGAGCUGCAGAGCGGAGGGCAGCAGCAGCUGCAGAGCGGAGGGCAGCAGGAGCUGCAGAGCGGAGGGCAGCAGGAGCUGCAGAGCGGAGGGCAGCAGGAGCUGCAGAGCGGAGGGCAGAAGCAGCUGCAGAGCGGAGGGCAGCAGCAGCUGCAGAGCGGAGGGCAGCAGCAGCUGCAGAGCGGAGGGCAGCAGCAGCUGCAGAGCGGAGGGCAGCAGGAGCUGCAGAGCGGAGGGCAGCAGCAGCUGCAGAGCGGAGGGCAGCAGCAGCUGCAGAGCGGGGGGCAGCAGGCGCUGCAGAGCGGAGGGCAGCAGGCGCUGCAGAGCGGAGGGCAGCAGCAGCUGCAGAGCGGAGGGCAGCAGCAGCUGCAGAGCGGAGGGCAGCAGGAGCUGCAGAGCGGAGGGCAGCAGCAGCUGCAGAGCGGAGGGCAGCAGGAGCUGCAGAGCGGAGGGCAGCAGCAGCUGCAGAGCGGAGGGCAGCAGCAGCUGCAGAGCGGAGGGCAGCAGCAGCUGCAGAGCGGAGGGCAGCAGCAGCUGCAGAGCGGAGGGCAGCAGCAGCUGCAGAGCGGAGGGCAGCAGCAGCUGCAGAGCGGCGGGCAGCAGGAGCUGCAGAGCGGAGGGCAGCAGCAGCUGCAGAGGGGAGGGCAGAAGGAGCUGCAGAGCGGAGGGCAGCAGCAGCUGCAGAGCGGAGGGCAGCAGCAGCUGCAGAGCGGAGGGCAGCAGCAGCUGCAGAGCGGAGGGCAGCAGGAGCUGCAGAGCGGAGGGCAGCAGCAUCUGCAGAGCGGAGGGCAGCAGGAGCUGCAGAGCGGAGGGCAGCAGCAGCUACAGAGCGGAGGGCAGCAGCAGCUGCAGAGCGGAGGGCAGCAGCAGCUGCAGAGCGGAGGGCAGCAGCAGCUGCAGAGCGGAGGGCAGCAGCAGCUGCAGAGCGGAGGGCAGCAGCAGCUGCAGAGCGGAGGGCAGCAGCAGCUGCAGAGCGGCGGGCAGCAGGAGCUGCAGAGCGGAGGGCAGCAGCAGCUGCGGAGUGGAGGGCAGCAGGAGCUGCAGAGCGGAGGGCAGCAGCAGCUGCAGAGCGGAGGGCAGCAGCAGCUGCAGAGCGGAGGGCAGCAGCAGCUGCAGAGCGGAGGGCAGCAGGAGCUGCAGAGCGGAGGGCAGCAGGAGCUGCAGAGCGGAGGGCAGCAGCAGCUGCAGAGCGGAGGGCAGCAGCAGCUGCAGAGCAGAGGGGAGCAGGAGCUGCAGAGCGGAGGGCAGCAGGAGCUGCAGAGCGGAGGGCGGCAGCAGCUGCAGAGUGGAGGGCAGCAGCAGCUGCAGGGCGGAGGGCAGCAGCAGCUGCAGAGCGGAGGGCAGCUGCAGCUGCAGAGCGGAUGGCAGCAGCAGCUGCAGAGUGGAGGGCAGCAGGAGAUGCAGAGCGGAGGGCAGCAGCAGCUGCGGAGCGGAGGGCAGCAGCAUUUGCAGAGAGGAGGGCAGCAGGAGCUGCAGAGCGGAGGGCAGCAGCAGCUGCAGAGCGGAGGGCAGCAGCAGCUGCAGAGCGGAGGGCAGCAGCAGCUGCAGAGUGGAGGGCAGCAGCAGCUGACCAGCGGAGGUCAGCAGGAGCUGCAGAGCGGAGGGCAGCAGCAGCUGCAGAGCGGAGGGCAGCUGCAGCUGCAGAGCAGAGGGAUGGAGCUUGCAAGGCCGUCAGAGGGGGGCAUGGAGACGGAGUCGAGCAGGAGGGUCUUGCUGGCAUGUUCGAGUGGAGAGGAGCACCCAGACCCUAGACUGACACCCCCGCCCCGCAUCCCGUGCGAAACCUGUUAUCGCACGUUCACGGAGAGAGGAAAGGCCACACGCCAUAUGUCGGCCUGCAGGGCAGCGGACGCCCAGCGUCGCGCUCAGGCGCUUGGGUUGACCCGUGACGUCACAGACGACUCGGACGGCGAACCCCCGCCACCACGUGAUAUCAGUGAAGAGGUGUGGGCCGCAGUUCCUACAUGGGACUGGGAGUCGUUUUUUGGGAUCGAAUUGGUGCCAGGGAGAAUCAUGCGUCGUAUCCCACAGCGCGCUAGACUGGGGGUGCUUGAUGCACUAUCUUGUGUCCUGAAGCGGCUACAGUCAAAGGCAGCAGACGAGGCAGCAUCCUUGGUCUUUUUGGCCUUCCCUCGUCUUAUCUUGGGGAUUCCAACCGGGCAAGGCCAGGGGCAUAGGGCGGCAAUCAGGGAGCGGUUGGAGAAGUUUUGGGCCGGGGAGUGGCGGGAGCUGUUUGAGUUGGCGGUGGCGGCAAUGCAACCUGCGGCUCGUCCUUUGUCCUUCACCCCCCCCGAGCAUGACCCUGAUGCAGUGCGCCUGGCUCGCUGCCGCACAAGGUGCAAAGUGGGAGAAUGGAGUCGGGGUUUGGCGUGUCUUACUGCUGGUAGCAUCGCUCAGCCCUCUCAGCACAUGGUGGACGCGAUACGAGCGAAACAUCCAUCGAGCGAGACCGCCAUUCCGGAGUGGGUGCACGAGGAGAUUGUUGAGCCUUCCCUUAUCCCGCAGCUCUCAGUGGAGCUAUCAUCCAGCCAUCGCAUUUUACUAACACCCAGCCGUCGCCUCUCCCUCUUAUCCCGUAGUCGCCCCUCCCUCCUACCCUGCCGUCGCAAUUCCCUCCCAUCCCGCCGCCACCUCUCACCCCGUCAUCGCCUCUCACUCCCACCCCCCUGUCGCCUCUCCCUCACUCCCCGCCAUCGCCACUCCCUCCUAUCCCGCCAUCUCCACUACCUCCCACCCCGCCGUCGACACUCCCUCUUAUCCCGCCGCCGUCUCUUCUCCCAUCCGGCCGCCGCCUCUCCCUCCUCCCCACCGUCGCCUCUCCCUCCUCCCCGCCGUCGCCUUUCCUUUCUCCCCGCCAUCGCCUCUCCCUCCUCCCCGCCGUCGCCUCUCCCUCCUCCCCGCCGUCGCCUUUCCUUACUCCCCGCCGUCGCCUCUCCCUCCUCCCCGCCGUCGCCUCUCCCUCCUCCCCGCCGUCGCCUCUCCCUCCUCCCCGCCGUCGCCCCUCCUUUCCUCCCCGCCGUCGCCUCUCCCUCCUCCCCGCCGUCGCCUCUCCCUCCUCCCCGCCGUCGCCUCUCCCUCCUCCCCGCCGUCGCCUCUCCUUUCCUCCCCGCCGUCGCCUCUCCCUCCUCCCCGCCGUCGCCUCUCCCUCCUCCCCGCCGUCGCCUCUCCUUUCCUCCCCGCCGUCGCCUCUCCCUCCUCCCCGCCGUCGCCUCUCCCUCCUCCGCGCCGUCGCCUCCUUCUCUCCUCGUCGUCGCCUCUUUUCCCCUCCCCGCCGUCGCCUCUCCCUCCUCCGCGCCGUCGCCUCCGGCGGCAGAUUGGUCUGCUCUCGCAUUGCACUUUCAUUUGAAGAAGGGGAGAGACGGAGCGCGAGGGAGAGCAUGUACACGGGAGCGAACACGCAGAAAAGCGCGCGUGAGAGUGCGCGUGAGAGAGUGCACGAGAGAGCGCACGAGAGAGCACGUGAGGGAGCGCGUGAGAGAGCGCGUGCGAGUGAGAGUGUUCCUGAGAGUGCGCGUGAUAGAGCGCGUGAGAGAGCGCACGCGCGUAAUGGAGCGCGUGCGCGUGAGAGAGCGCAUGCGCGUAAUGGAGCGCGUGCGCGUGAGAGAGCGCGUGCGCGUAAUGGAGCGCGUGCGCGUGAGAGAGCGCGUGCGCGUGAGAGUGCGCAUGCGCGUGAGAGAGCUCGUGAGAGUGCGCGUGAGAGAGCGCGUGAGAGUGCGGAUGAGAGUGCGCGUGAGGGAGCGCGUGAGAGUGCGAGUGAGAGUGCACGUGAGAGUGCACGUGAGAGUGCAAGUGAGAGUGCGCUUGAGUGAGUGCGUGAGAGAGAGCACGUGA